UUCCAGUUACUGCAAAUCAAAACGCCACCAUAACAAACUCUCUCUAUACACACACACGUCUCUGUGUUAUCGCAAAUCCCACCACUCUGCAAUUUUUUUCACCAAACCAAUUUCCACUCGUAAACAUCCAAAUCCAGGAAAAUCUUAAAUCCAAAGCUAAUCGUUUGUUGUGAAAAAAAAGGGGGAAAGGCAGUUGUGACUUGUGAGACUAGACCAACUCCUCCCACCACCCAUAAAGCCAUCAUUUUUAUUCACAUUCAUUCAAGAAAUCAAGAAACUUUAUACUCACACACCCCCCAAAACGCCAAGAAAUCCAAAUCCCAUUUCUCUCUGAAUCCCACAUUGAUCCCCUGAUAUGGUUUCACAGCCCAAAUGGGUUUUCCGGGUCUGAAUCAAGAUCACUGAUUUCAUACCAGAACGUGAAAAAAAAAAAACAAGACAAGACGGAUUGCAAUGGCGAGACGGCAAUCUUCGCCGGAGAUAGAGAUAAAGGUGGUCACUCCGCAGCGGGGUGACAACGUGGUCCACCCGGAGGGCCCACCUCCGGCACAGUCGCCGGCGCUGUCGAGGACCUUCAGCGACUACAGGCCGUUCAAGAGGUGGAAAUCGUGGCUGGUGCCGUGGUUUGUUGUGAUCAACAUUGUGGUGUUUGUGAUCACCAUGUUCGUGAAUAACUGCCCCAAGAACUCUGAUAGAUGCAUUGCUCGGUUUCUGGGUCGCUUUUCGUUUCAGCCCUUCAAAGAAAACCCACUUCUGGGGCCAUCUUCAUCCACAUUAGACAAGAUGGGUGCUCUAGAAGUGCAGAAAAUGAUCCAUGGACGCCACCAGGCAUGGCGGUUGCUCUCCUGUAUGUGGCUACAUGCUGGAGUUUUCCAUGUACUGGCCAAUAUGCUGAGUCUUGUAUUUAUUGGAAUUCGGCUUGAGCAAGAAUUUGGGUUUGUCCGAAUUGGGUUGGUUUAUGUCAUCUCUGGUUUUGGCGGGAGUUUGCUCUCAGCACUUUUUAUCAAAAAUGGUAUUUCUGUUGGCGCUUCUGGUGCACUUUUUGGUUUACUAGGAAGCAUGCUUUCAGAGCUUAUAUCAAACUGGACAAUAUAUGCAAACAAGUUAGCGGCAUUGCUUACUCUCAUUUUCAUCAUUGUAAUAAAUUUAGCAGUGGGAAUUCUUCCACAUGUGGACAACUUUGCUCAUAUUGGAGGAUUUGUUUCUGGAUUUCUCCUUGGAUUUGUGUUUCUGAUCCGCCCCCAGUAUAAAUGGGUUAAUCAAAUGAAUGCUCGGCCUGGAAGUAUUACAACUCCAGUUAGAUCUAAACACAAGACCUAUCAGUAUGUAUUGUGGGUUAUCUCUCUGAUACUACUGAUUGCUGGGUAUACUCUUGCCCUGAUUUAUCUCCUAAGAGGAGUCAAUCUGAAUGACUACUGUUCCUGGUGUCAUUAUUUGAGCUGUGUCCCAACCUCCAAAUGGAAGUGCCAGCCACGCCAAAUUGAGUGUUUGACAAACCAGCUUGGAAAUCAACUGAACUUGACUUGCUCAAGCAACGGGAGAAUGGGCACAUAUUCGUUGGCAGAUAACAGCCCUUCCCAGAUUCAGCAGCUAUGUACGGAGCUUUGCAGUUGACAUACAUAUACAUACAGAUGCAAGAAAUGAUAGAAAAUGUGGUUCAAUCUUAUACCUGUAGAGAAUAAUCUUGUGUAUUCACCAAGCAAUGGUUUUCAUUGGUAAUAUAUUCUUUCCAUUCUUUUA
This is a messenger RNA of Rosa chinensis, 1740 nucleotides long. Its product is annotated as RHOMBOID-like protein 1. Lineage: Eukaryota; Viridiplantae; Streptophyta; Magnoliopsida; Rosales; Rosaceae. Gene Ontology annotation, molecular function: serine-type endopeptidase activity. The record is from RefSeq and is a predicted model, not a curated record. The transcript is spliced from 6 exons. The coding region runs from base 454 to 1614 and encodes 386 amino acids. Gene Ontology annotation, biological process: proteolysis. Gene Ontology annotation, cellular component: membrane.